AGCUGCCCAGGGCAGGGGUGGAGUCCCCAUCCCUGAGGGGGUUUUACAGCCCUGUGCAUGUGGCACUUGGGGACGUAGGUCAGUGCUGCCUUUGGUUUCGGGGGGAAUGGUUGGAUUCUGUCUCAGAGGACUUUACCAGCCUCAACAAUUCCAUGUGGGGGCCAUGGCCAGCCCUGCCCCAGCCCUGGGGAUGCUCAGCUCUGCUCCCGGUGCCUUUGGGGCUCCCGCACUCGGGGUGGGACCCUGUCCCUGGGGCAGAGACCCUGCGGGACCCCCCUGCAGCAGCUCCAGUGUCCGGCACCGCUCUGCACCUUCUGUCCCCGCUGCUGCGUCCCUCCAGUGCCACCAGUGCCAGCCCCCCCAUCCCUCCCCUUGUCCCCGCGGGCCCGGGGGGCGGGCAGGGGCCGAUUUUGGGGACAGAGCUGAGGGUUCCCCUCCUUCCUGCACGCCGGGGGUGUCAGGGUGUGCCCAGGCUGGCACAGGGGCCGUCCCCGUGUCCCGCUGUGGCCAUGGCGGGGCCGUGCGGGCUGUGCCCGCCCCACGCUGCGUGACCCGCCCCGCACACGCGGGGACCGCCCCGGGGGUGGCGCUGGGGACGCGCCGGGGUCCCGCAGCCUCCCGGGGCCAUGAAGGUGAAGGUGAUCUCCGUGCUGGAGGACAACUACAUGUACCUGGUGAUCGAGGAGAGCACCCGGCACGCCCUGGCCGUGGACGCCGCGGUCCCCAAGCGGCUGCUGGAGAUCAUCAGGAAGGAGGACGUGGUGCUCAGGGCCAUCCUCACCACCCACCACCACUGUUUGGGACCAUCAGGGUGAGGUGUCUCUUCACGCCGUGCCACACCUCGGGCCACAUGUGCUACUUCAUGUGGGAGGACGAUUCCCCGGAUGCUCCCGCUCUGUUCUCAGCCCUGGGGCCCCUCGGUGCCCACCCCUGUCCCACAGGUGACACCCUGUUCGUGGGGGGCUGCGGGCAGUUCUUCGAGGGCACAGCGGAGCAGAUGCACACCAACCUCACCCAGAUCCUGGGCACCCUGCCCAAGGACACGAAAAUUUUCUGUGGCCACGAAUGCACCGUCAGAAACCUCAAAUUCGCCUUGAAGGUGGAGCCAGAGAAUGAAGUGGUGAAGGAGAAGCUGGCGUGGGCCAAACAGAGGGAUGAUGAGGACCUGCCCACGGUGCCCUCCACGCUGCAGGAGGAGUUCCUGUACAACCCCUUCCUGCGGGUCACGGAGGAGGCCGUGCAGAGGUUCACGGGCAGGACAGACCCCGUGGAGGUGCUGAGGGCUCUGCGCUCCCACAGGGACAACUUCAAGAAGCCCAAGGAGAGGCCCAACCCCCAGGCCAUGCUGGCCUUUCACUGGGGGCUCUUUGGGCCCUUCCUGGAGAAGAAGUGACAGCCCCGAGGUGCCAGGGCUCCCUCCUGGCUGGGCCCAGCUCAGCUUGGCUCCCAGCUGGAUUUUGGGGCUGGAUUUUCUCUUUCAUCUGCUUGUGUGAGGCUGCUCUGCUCUGCUCUGCUCCCCCCUGGCUCCUGGGGUUCCUGUGCAGCUCCUGGAUCCCUUUGGGGGGAUCCCAGGCUGUGGGACCCCCCCUUGGGGCUGGGGUGCUGGCAGAGGGUCAGGCUUGGAGCAGGGGGCAGUGCCAGUUUUGGGGAGCUGCCAUGGAAGGAGCCAGGGCUGCUCAGGACUGUGGUGCUGUGCCCAUGGAGCCCCUGCCUGCCCUGCAUCCCCAUCCAGGGCUGCUGUGAUGUGGCUUUGGGACUCCUGGGAGCCCUCCUGGCCCUGCCUGUCCUGCUCCAGCCCCUCUGGCCUCGUGUCCUGCCUGAUGGACACUGGGAUGUCACUGGUGUCACCAGAACCCACCCAGCUCCAGCCCUGUGCUGACAAAUCCCCCAUCACAGCAGUUUGGGUGGGUUUUCCCUCUCUUUUUUCCCUGUUUUCCAGUAGGUCCCACAGGGAUUUGUGGCCCAGUGGCUGCCCUGGGGAGCCCUUGGGGUGUCCAGGUGGAGCAGGGUCAGACCCAGCAGGGAUUUCCCAAGGGGGGGCAGAGUUCAGGCAGCCAAGACCAAAGUGCUGCCAGGCAUCCCUUUCUGCUUUUUGCUUUUUCCAAGACAAAAACUGGGAAACACUCGGUGCCAACUCCAUGGACUUUGCCUUGUCAAGAGCCAGGGAGCAGCUGGGGCUCCACAGCCUCCACUUUGUGCAAAAUCAGGGCUGUGUUUUAUUUAUUUUUCUCUGAGAAAGGAGCAGAGUUUUAUUUGCAGCUGUGGGGAAGCACUUCACACCACUGAAGUCAUUCCAUUUUUUUUUUUUUUUUUGUGAAGAAAAUGAGUGUUUGAUGGCAGCUCCCAGCACUGGGACAGAGCUGAUUUCAGGGAUUUUCAUGUGUGGACUGUGACUUUCUUUGUUGCCACUGGAGUCUGGUUUGGGGCUUUUUCCUGUGCUACAAACCAAGUUGUAUUUUGGUUGGUUUUUUUUUUUUUUUUCCUUUUAUUAAGUUAUAGUUUGUAUUGACUUUGCAUGGAAGGGGAAGGAUUUAUCCAGCUGCAAAAGCUCCCUUGGUACCAGGGCCUGCAUUCCCCAGUUCCCAUGAAAUGCUGGAUUGUGGAUGUCCCCUUUGGGAUUCUGUUUCUCCUGGGAGCAGGGAUGCCCCUGUGGGUGUGAACCAAAGCUGGGACAGAUCCCAGCUCCUCUGGUGCCAGCCAGGGAGCCCAGGGUGCCCCUCUGGGUGUGUUGGUGACCUGGGAACUGGGCAAGUGACCCCAAGGGCAGAUCCCUGGGCAUUUCAUUCCUCAGCUCAUUCAGCCUCACUGCAUUUUGUGCAUUUCUGGGCUGGAUGUGCUGAGUCCAGCCUGGAGCCCCUCCCUGGCCAUUCCCUGCUUCAGCCAAACCCCUGCAUGGCACAGGGAAUUCUCUGGAAGCACCACUUUGCUCCUCAGGAAGGAAGGGAGGGGGCAGCAGGGGGACAUUGAUGCCUUAGAACACUGUGAGGUCAUGAAUGAUCAGCAACAGCUGAAAAAUGGAAAGCUUUUAAUUAAAAACAUGAAAAUUCA
This is a messenger RNA of Agelaius phoeniceus (red-winged blackbird), 3048 nucleotides long. It is a transcript of the gene HAGHL, whose product is annotated as hydroxyacylglutathione hydrolase like. The record is from RefSeq and is a predicted model, not a curated record. Gene Ontology annotation, molecular function: hydroxyacylglutathione hydrolase activity. NCBI's taxonomy places the organism in Eukaryota, Metazoa, Chordata, Aves, Passeriformes, Icteridae.